Erinaceus europaeus (western European hedgehog) is the source of this 2860-nucleotide messenger RNA. RefSeq names its product chloride channel accessory 4 (gene CLCA4). The transcript is spliced from 14 exons. The record is from RefSeq and is a predicted model, not a curated record. Bases 1 to 2772 code for a protein of 923 amino acids. NCBI's taxonomy places the organism in Eukaryota, Metazoa, Chordata, Mammalia, Eulipotyphla, Erinaceidae. Gene Ontology annotation, molecular function: intracellularly calcium-gated chloride channel activity. Gene Ontology annotation, biological process: chloride transport.
AUGGGGAUAUUGAGAAGUGUUAUCUUCCUCCUUGUCCUAUACCAGCUGCAAGGGUCCAAAUCUUCCUUGGUACAACUGAAAAGCAAUGGCUAUGAAGGUGUUAUUGUUGCAAUAAACCCAAGUGUAGAAGAAAAUGAAAAACUAAUUGAAGAAAUAAAGGAAAUGGUGACUGCUGCUUCCACUUACCUGUUUGAAGCCACAGAAAAAAGAUUUUUUUUCAAAAGUGUAUCUAUAUUAAUUCCAGAGACUUGGAAGAAAAAUCCUCUUUACAAAAGGCCAGAACGUGAAAGCUACAUACAUGCAGAUGUUUUAGUGGCACCACCUGCUGUCCCAGGUGUAGAUGAACCAUACACCAAGAAGUUCACAGGCUGUGGAGAAAAAGGAGAAUAUAUCCAUUUGACUCCUGACUUUGUACUCAGAAAAAAACAAAAUGAAUAUGGACCAUCAGGCAGACUAUUGGUUCAUGAGUGGGCCCACCUCCGUUGGGGAGUGUUUGAUGAGUACAGUGAAGAUCAACCUUUCUAUGCUGCUAAGUCACGAAAAAUUGAAGCAACAAGGUGCUCCACAGGCAUUACUGGUCAAAACAGAGUUUAUACAUGUCAAGGAAACAGCUGCGUGACCAGACAAUGCAGAAUCAAUUCUACAACAAAACUGUAUGAAAAGGAUUGUCAGUUCUUCCCUGAUAAAGAUCAAACUGAAAAGGCAUCUAUUAUGUAUAUGCAAGCUAUUGACUCUGUCACUGAGUUCUGUAAUAAAAAGAACCAUAACAAAGAAGCUCCAAGUAUACAAAAUGAAAAGUGUAGUCGCAAAAGCAUAUGGGAGGUGAUCAGCACUUCUGAGGAUUUUGAAAAUACAAUACCUAUGGCAUCAUCACCUCCUCAUCCUGUCUUCUCACUGCUGAGGAUCAGUGAACGAGUUGUGUGUUUCGUUCUCGACAGAUCCGGAAGCAUGUCAAAUGGUGAUCGCCUAAAUCGGAUGAAUCAAGCUGCGAAAUAUUUCCUGCUUCAGAUUAUUGAAAAUGAAUCCUUGGCAGGGAUGGUACACUUUCAUAGUACUGCCAUCGUUCAAAAUGAGCUCAUCCAAAUAACCAAUAGCACUCAAAGAGACCUGCUGGUGCAGAAGUUACCUACCAUAGCUAGUGGUGGAACGUCCAUCUGUUCUGGAAUUAGAGCAGCAUUUCAGGUAUUUGAAAGUGGUAAUUCCCAAGUAGAUGGAUCUGAAAUACUACUGCUGACUGAUGGGGAAGAUAGCACUGCAGGAGAAUGCCUUGAUGAAGUAAAACAAAGUGGGGUCAUUGUUCAUCUCAUUGCUUUGGGACCAGAUGCUGAUGAAGCAGUCAUAGAAAUGAACACUGCAACAGGAGGAAAACAUUUCUAUGCUUCGGAUAAUGCCACGAGCAAUGGCCUCAUUGAUGCUUUCUCGGGCCUUAAGUCAGGAAACACAGACAUUUCCAAACAACCUCUUCAGCUUGAAAGUAAAGGAUCAAAUCUCAACAAAGAUGACUGGAUGAAUGGCACUGUGGUCAUUGAUAGAACUGUGGGAAUGGACACAUAUUUUCUCAUCACUUGGACCAAACAGCUUCCCGCUAUUUCUCUCAGAUACCCUAAUGGAUCAUUAGAGAAUGGUUUCCAAGUAGACUCAGCUACUAAAAUGGCCUCUGUCAGUAUUCCAGGAGUUGCACCGGUGGGAAUUUGGACUUACAAUCUUCAAUCCAAGCAAAACAUGGAAACACUGACUAUUACAAUAAAUUCAAGAGCAGCAAAUUCCUCUGUGCCUCCAAUCACAGUGAAUGCUAAAAUGAAUAAAGACACAAAUAGCUUCCCCAAUCCAAUGAUUGUGUAUGCAGAAGUUCUACAAGGAUUUACACCCAUUCUUGGAGCCAAUGUGACAGCUUUCAUUGAAUCAAAAAAUGGAAAAACAACAGUUUUGGAACUUUUAGAUAAUGGUGCAGGUGCUGAUUCUUUCAAGGAUGAUGGGGUCUACUCCAGGUAUUUUACAACUUACUCAGAAAAUGGCAGAUACAGCUUAAAAAUACGGGCUCACGGAGGAGCAAAUGCUGCCACACGAAAUUUAAGAGGCCUCGUAAAUAGAGCUGCAUUUAUACCAGGCUGGGUAGUGGAUGGGGUGAUUCAAGGAAACCAACCAAGACCUGAAAUUGAAAAGGAUACUGAAACAGUUUUGGAGAAUUUCAGCAGAACAACAAUUGGAGGUGCAUUUGUGGUUUCAAAUGUUUCAAAUAAUCCUUCACUUGACCUUUACCCACCAAGCCAAAUUACCGAUCUUGAGGCCUCACGUGAUCAGGAGGAGAUCAGACUCACGUGGACAGCACCAGGAGAUGAUUUUGAUGUUGGAAGAGUUCAACAGUAUAUCAUAAGGAUAAGUGGUAAUAUCCUUGAUCUACAAGACAAAUUUGAUGAUGCUGUGCAAGUAAAUACUAUGGAUCUGUUGCCAAAGGAAGCCAACUCCAAGGAGACCUUUGCAUUUAAAGAAGGAAACAUGGCAGAAGAAAAUGCAACCCACUUAUUUAUUGCCAUGCGAAGUAUGGAUAAAAGCAAUUUGACAUCGGAUAUAUCCAACAUUGCACAAGUAGCUUUAUUUAUUCCCCAAGCAGAUUCCAAUCCUGAUGAAAGUCGUCCCAGUUCUGGAAUUAACAUCUCUAUCAUAGUACUGUCAGUGGUUGGAUCUGUGGUGAUUAUUAGUAUUAUUGUGAGCACCACAGUUUGUAUCUUAAACAAGAAAAGAAAGUCAAACAGUCCUAGCACAGGGUUUUAAAAAAAACAGCAAAAUUGAAGGACUUAUCUGAAUUUUUAAAUUUAUCUUGUGCAAUGGUAAACUCAUAAAAAUAAUUUUAAGAGUUUUG